Messenger RNA from Babesia bigemina, 1545 nucleotides. RefSeq names its product Peptidyl-prolyl cis-trans isomerase 4, putative. Lineage: Eukaryota; Apicomplexa; Aconoidasida; Piroplasmida; Babesiidae. Bases 1 to 1545 code for a protein of 514 amino acids. Gene Ontology annotation, biological process: protein peptidyl-prolyl isomerization; protein polyubiquitination. Gene Ontology annotation, cellular component: catalytic step 2 spliceosome. The transcript has 2 exons. The record is from RefSeq and is a predicted model, not a curated record. Gene Ontology annotation, molecular function: ubiquitin-ubiquitin ligase activity; peptidyl-prolyl cis-trans isomerase activity.
AUGGGAGGAAGCAAGCACCGGCACAGCAAGGACAAACUGUACCUUUUGCACACCGAGCUUGAGAGCUCCUUGGACCCCAAGCUACGAGCGAGAGCGGGAGAGCUGCUGUCACUGGACGCUUGCUCCUUGAGCCUCCAGCCGUUCAGCAAACCGGUUUGCUCGCCUCAAGGACACGUGUUCGACGACUCUAACAUACGCGAAUAUAUCACCCUGCAUGGGAGCAACCCGGUGAACGGCGAACCGCUGCAGAUCAACCAACUCGUGGAGCUCCAUUUCACCAGGGAUGAGAACAACGAGCUGCAAUGCCCACUCUCCUUCAAAAGGUUCACCCCGAGCUCGCACGUAGUUGCGGUGCUCGCUUCGGGCUACGUCUAUGGGCACGCCGCCCUCAAGGACAUCGCGAAGAAGCAGAAGGAUGGGACCAUGAGCGACCCUAUGACCGGGGUGCCGUUCACCAAGGCGGACGUUGUCACGCUGCAGGACCCACACAACACCGAGUGGCGCAAGAUAGCCAACUUCAAACAUAUCGCAACCACCUUCGCCAGAAGCGGCGACGCCAAGGGCGAAAUCAGGGGUAACGCACUAUAUCGCAGCACCAUAGACAAGUUCGACGGCGCAACUGAUCUCGUGGAGAACCACGCGAAGAUAUUCAAUGCAGCGAACAAGGAUGACCUGGCGGAUCGACCGAAGCACGCCAGGUUCACCACCAGCGGACAGGCAAGCAGCUUCACAUGCACUGCCAUCAACGCGUCAUACGCCACGCAGUAUAGGCCGAUGACGGUCUUCGAGGUCAGAGAGCCGUUAUACGCCAUGGUCAAAAAGCAAAAGCUGAAGGCGUACGUCAAACUCGUCACCAGCGACGGGGACCUCAACUUUGUGCUCCACGCAGACCGCGUGCCCAUGACGUGUGACAAUUUCCUGCAGCACUGCGAAGACGGCUACUACAACAACACCAUAUUCCACCGCUGCAUACCCAACUUCAUAAUACAGGGCGGCGACCCCACGGGCACGGGAGGGGGAGGCGAGAGUGCCUUCCACACCAGGGCAAAGCGCAACAACCCGAAUGAGGAGGUGCCCAAGUACUUCAAAGACGAGUUCGACAACACGCUCUUCCACCUGGGCGCCGGGGUGCUGUCCAUGGCCAACAAGGGAAAACACACCAACGGCUCGCAGUUCUUCAUCACAUUCAACACCUGCGACCACCUCGACCACAGGCACACGGUAUUCGGAAAGCUCGUGGGGGGCAUGGACGUGCUCAAAAAGUGGGUCAACCUGAAGGUGGAUGACGACGAGCGGCCAAAGCAGCCGCCGAAAAUCAUCAAGGCCGUAAUAUGCUCAAACCCGUUUGACACCGUGGCGCAGCAGCUGAGGGAGGAGGAGCAACGCGAGGCCACCAACAAAAAGAGGAGGCUGUCCAGCACAACACGGAACUGGAUAAUCAACCCGCAGCUGCAACUGCAGAGCGCCGGGGCAACUGAAAACAAGCAGGUGGGUCACCUGCUAGACAAAAAGUUGAAGGUCGACAAAAAGGGUGCACACGGCUGA